Molecule: messenger RNA, 3667 nt
Organism: Pistacia vera
Lineage: Eukaryota; Viridiplantae; Streptophyta; Magnoliopsida; Sapindales; Anacardiaceae
Product: probable inactive receptor kinase At5g10020
Exons: 3
Coding region: 254-3442 (1062 amino acids)
Biological process (GO): protein phosphorylation
Molecular function (GO): protein kinase activity; ATP binding; protein binding
Source: RefSeq, a predicted model, not a curated record
CACUCUCUCUCACAAACACAACACAACAAAACAUACAUAAAAUACUACAAAUCUUGUCCUUUACAGAGUGUAGUUACUCAUCCCCAACAACCAACACACCACAACACAACACACAAAACUCAGAACCAAACCCCAAAAUCACACCCCUCUUCUUCUCCAUCUUCUUCAACUCAUUCUUUUGAGUUUUUGUUGUUAGGGUUUUGAGGUUAUUUGGCAUAUGAAUCUUUAUUAUUGUUUGUAAUUUCUUUGUAUUAUGACUCACUCUUCUUCUUUGAUAUCUUUCUUCUUGUUGGUCUUGUUGUUCUUGUGUGUGGUUUCGAGUUCUCGGGGCUCCGAACGCGAAACCGGAUCUCUGCUUGAGUUCAAGAAAGGAAUUAGCAAUGACCCACUUGGAAAAAUCCAGUCUACAUGGAAUCUUUCUUCUCUACCCGACCCGAAGGCCUGCCCCGUGUCGUGGACAGGGGUUACUUGUGACCCCGCUUCCGAUUCUGUCAUUUCUAUUGAUUUGAGCCAAAUGGGUUUGUACGGGGACCUGAAAUUCAGCACGUUGUUGAACCUGAAGGAGUUGCAGAAUCUUUCUCUUGCCGGGAAUAAUUUCUCGGGUCGGUUGGUGCCCGCAUUGGGAUCCAUGAGUUCGUUGAAGUACUUGGAUCUGUCGGGGAAUAGUUUUAUUGGUCCGAUCCCGGGCCGGAUCAUGGAUUUGUGGGGUUUGAAUUAUUUGAAUUUGUCUGGAAAUAAGUUUGAGGGAGGGUUGCAGGGGAGUUUCAGGAACUUGCAGCAGCUGAGGGUGUUGGAUUUGCAUUCAAACCAGUUGAAGGGCGAUAUUGGGCAAGUGUUGAGUGGGUUGAGGAAUGUUGAGGUUGUUGACUUGAGUUUGAACCAGUUUUAUGGAGGCUUAGGAGGGGUGAGUGUGGAUAAUGUUUCAGGCAUUGUGAACACAAUGAAAGCUAUGAACUUGAGUCAAAAUGGGUUGAAUGGGAGGUUUUUUCCGGGGGAUGUGAUGGGGUUGUUUAAAAGUUUGGAGGUUUUGGAUUUGAGUGGAAAUGCGAUUUCCGGUGAGUUGCCGGUUGGUUCAUUUGGGAAUUUGAUGAAUUUAAAGGUCUUGAGGUUGGGGAAUAAUCAGUUGUUUGGGAUGGUUCCUGAGGACUUGUUGCAGAGUGUGGUUCCAAUUCAGGAGUUGGAUCUCAGUGGCAAUGGAUUCACAGGUUCUAUUCCUGGGAUUAACUCCACAUCUUUGAAUGUUUUGAACCUAUCAUCAAACAGUUUAUCAGGUUCUUUGCUGUCUUCUUUAAAAAGCUGUAAAACAAUGGAUCUGAGCAGAAAUAUGAUUUCCGGUGACAUAUCUGUUAUGAAAAAUUGGGAAACAAGUUUGGAGUUUCUUGAUUUAAGUUCAAACAAGUUGUCAGGAAGCUUACCAAACUUGACUUCUCAGUUUUAUAGAUUAAAUACACUUAAUCUCAGGAAUAACUUGCUAGUAGGUAACUUGCCUUCUCUAAUGGAGACCACUCCGAGAUUGGUUGCUGUUGACCUCAGUUCAAAUGGAUUUAGCGGGUCCAUUCCUGGUAGUUUUUUCACCUCAAAUAACUUGGUAAGCCUGAAUCUUUCAAGUAAUAAGUUUGUGGGGCCUAUUCCUUUUCAAGGAUCCCGUGCAAGUGAAUUGUUAGUUCUGCCUACAUAUCCUCUAAUGGAGUCUCUUGAUCUCUCUGAUAAUUCCUUAGAAGGAGUCUUGCCCUCGGACAUAGGGAACCUGGGAAGACUCAAAUUACUGAAUCUUGCAAACAAUGACCUCUCGGGACAGCUACCUACUGCAUUGGGCAAACUUAGUGACUUGGAGUACCUUGAUUUAUCUGGAAACAAAUUCAACGGUCAUAUCCCUGAUAAUCUUUCAUCUAGACUGAUUGAGUUUAAUGUAUCAAAUAAUGAUCUGUCGGGCCCCAUUCCAAAAAAAUUGAGAAACUUCCCUAAGUCUUGUUUCCGUCCUGGUAAUCACUUGUUAAUCAUCCCAGAUGGCAUGGCAUCAACAAAUGAUGCUGAAGGUAAGGUUCCUGCAGAAGUAAAACAUCAUAGUUCGAAGAACAGUAUUAGAGUAGCAAUCAUUGUUGCCUCAGUUGGAGCUGCUUUGAUGAUUGUUUUUGUUUUGCUGGCCUAUCAUCGGGCACAGCUGAAAGAAUUUCAUGGUAGAACGAAAUUUAGUGGCCAAACUGCGGGGAGCGAUAUUAAGGAAGGAAGACUGCUUUCCCUUUUCAAUUUCCACUCAAACGUUCAGCGCCCACCAACUUCCUUGAGCUUUUCAAAUGAUCACUUGCUUAUUUCAAAAUCAAGGUCAUUAUCUGGGCCGACGGAAUUUGCAACUGAAAUUACUGAGCAAACUGAGGGAGUGGCUGCCGGUUCAGCGUCUAUGAAUCCUAAUUUGAUGGAUAUUCAUCCUGCAACAUCUGGAAGGAAGUCCUCUCCAGGCUCUCCAUUGUCUUCCUCACCCCGUUUUGUUGAGGCAUACGAACAGCCUGUGAAGCUGGAUGUGUACUCACCAGAUCGGUUGGCUGGAGAACUGUUCUUCCUGGAUGCUUCACUGGCGUUCACAGCUGAAGAAUUAUCUCGUGCCCCAGCUGAAGUUCUUGGUAGAAGCAGCCAUGGAACUCUGUAUAAAGCUACUCUAGACAAUGGGCAUAUGUUGACUGUGAAAUGGCUGCGGGUGGGGCUGGUCAAACAUAAGAAAGAAUUUGCAAAGGAAGUUAAAAAGAUAGGAUCUAUGAGGCAUCCAAACAUUGUUCCACUGCGAGCAUACUAUUGGGGACCUAGGGAACAAGAGAGGCUUCUUCUAGCAGACUAUAUCCAGGGAGAUAGCUUGUCCCUACAUCUUUAUGAGAGCACUCCUCGAAGAUACUCCCCAUUAUCGUUCAUUCAAAGACUGAAAGUUGCUGUGGAUGUGGCUCAAUGUUUGUUAUAUCUUCAUGAUAGAGGCUUGCCACAUGGAAACCUAAAGCCAACAAACAUACUCCUGACAGGCCAAGAUUACAAUGUUCGCCUUACAGAUUAUGGUCUUCACCGCCUAAUGACACCAGCUGGAAUCGCCGAGCAGAUAUUGAAUCUAGGAGCACUGGGAUAUCGAGCUCCAGAACUUGCGAAUGCAUCCAGACCAGCCCUAUCAUUCAAGGCUGAUGUGUAUGCAUUUGGAGUGAUCCUGAUGGAAUUGUUAACCAGAAGAAGCGCUGGUGACAUAAUAUCAGGCCAAUCAGGAGCUGUCGAUCUCACUGAUUGGGUUCGCCUCUGUGAUCAAGAAGGUCGUGGAAUGGACUGCAUUGACAGAGACAUUGCAGGCGGGGAAGAACCCACAAAAGCAAUGGACGAUUUGCUCACGAUAUCGCUCAGGUGUAUUCUCCCUGUAAAUGAAAGGCCUAACAUCAGACAAGUCUUUGAUGAUCUCUGUUCUAUAUCUUCUUGAAAUUUUGUAAAUGCGUCUUGGAAUUAUUUUUUUCUUGUUCCUCGACCCAAUUCUCGUUCUUUUCAUUUUUCGUCCCUUAAUUCUUCUUUCGAUUAAUUGGUUUCUAGCCUGCUGAUUUUGGGGCUAAUCAUCACAUUUUUUCACUGAAAAUUUUCUUGUAAAGGAACAACUCCAUUGAUUAUUUGACAGUGUUUUGAGUUUGAUAAUCAUCUUCAAUUGGAAAAA